AAAUUUGAUAUGAAGUAAUGUUUUUGAGCUUCGAAUUCGUCAUUCAAACCCGAAUUUAAUGACGUUCAAACAGAACCGAAAAGUGUUAAGUUUUUAAAUAAAAUAUGAUUGAGCGAUAAAUAGAAUUGUCUAUGUUGGCUUGUUUAAAGUGCAUUCUUAUUGAAAACAACGGGGAAAAUAACAAAUUGAAAACUACGCUUCAACUAUGGUUAUAGCUUUCGUUUAUACAUUUUUUAGCUUAAUUAUUUGCUAUUCAAAAUUUAAUGAGGCGACAGAAAAUAAUAACACAAGCAAGCUUUGCGAACUUCAAAAGCUAUUAGCAAAACGACCGCCAAAACAAAAAAAUCAAAAACAAUUAAUAGAAAUACAUUCUGGAAACAGAUGCAAGUUGGAUCGAAAUUUUUUAUCGUUCUCAAUAGAUGCAAUUGAAGUAAUGAGACGUUUUAGAUGCUUUCCAUUAAGGUCAGCAAAAAUUAACGUUCUUGCCAGUGGGUUAUCCCCAGCUUUUCUCCGUAUAGGUGGAACGCCACAAGAUUUCUUGACUUUUUUUGAUAAAGCAAAGGAAAGUGAUUUUAAAACGUCGUGUACACCAGAGUUUGAGAAUUGGCGCAAACUAAAACCUUUUAAGAUAAGUUCCCAAUACUUUGAAGAAAUCGGAUUGUUUGCAAAAGUAAACCAUUUAGAACUAAUUUUUGGUUUAAAUGCUUUGAAAAGAUAUUCAAAUAUGUCUUGGGACAAUAAUAAUGCUGUUGAAAUAAUGAAAUUCAUGAAGGGUAAAAAUCUCACAACUAUAUGGACUCUAGGAAACGAACCUAACCGCUUUAAAAAGUAUGGAACAAAAGUUAGCAUAAGUCCACGUCAGUUAGCAGCUGACUUUCUUAAACUACGUUCAAUAACAACUCAUAAAAUUUACGGACCAGAUAUAUCUCAUCCUACUUGCAAUUCAUUAAAGUAUUUAAAAAAUUUUCUCAGAAAUAAGCCUCUUCUUGAUGCUGUGACGUAUCACCAUUACAGUAUGCAUCAAAAUCUUUCUACAAUGGAGAUGUUUCUUAACCCGUUUUAUCUUGAUAAAUUUCAUGAAGAAAAUGGUUGGAUACGCUCAUUGAUUACUUCAGAAAAAAUGAAUGUUGAUCUUUGGUUGGGUGAAACGGGAAGUGCUAGUGGCGGAGGUGCUCAGAAUCUUUCAGAUACUUUUGCAUCAGGGUUCUUAUAUUUAGGAAAACUAGGAACUGCCGCUGCUGAUUGUCAUAAAGUUGUUAUUAGACAGACUUUGUACGGCGGGUAUUAUGGAAUGUUAGACCCCAUCACACAUGACCCGCUGCCUGACUACUGGAGUUCUCUUUUGUAUAAAAAACUUGUUGGGCAAGUUUUAUUAUCACAUCAAUCGCUUAAAAACGGUUAUUUACGUAUAUAUACAUACUGUGCUCGAAAUUCAUCUACUCAAGUAGUUAUAAUGGCUAUUAAUUUUAACGUUGAUAAUGAAGCAAUCUUGCAAGUAAAAAUGUUUGGUUAUAGCUUAGUUGAAAAGUUUAUACUUACGGCGCCAAAUAAAAAUCUUCAGUCUAAAGUAGUUUUAUUAAAUGGAGAACAGUUAAAGUUAAAAUCGGAUGGAAGUCUUCCGAAUCUUAAUGGAACAUUUGAUAGGCAACCAUUUUCUUUACCUCCUCAGAGUUACGGAUUUUUCGUUUUGCAAAACGCCGAGUUGGAUGGUUGUAAAGACAUUUUUUAGAACCUUGGUUAGAUAUACUUAAUAUUGGAAAGUGAAUUAAAGAAAAAUAUCGGAAGAUAAA
This is a messenger RNA of Hydra vulgaris (swiftwater hydra), 1790 nucleotides long. RefSeq names its product heparanase. Gene Ontology annotation, cellular component: extracellular matrix; membrane. Gene Ontology annotation, molecular function: hydrolase activity, acting on glycosyl bonds. The record is from RefSeq and is a predicted model, not a curated record. Lineage: Eukaryota; Metazoa; Cnidaria; Hydrozoa; Anthoathecata; Hydridae.